AUGUUGCAUGAAGAACCUGGCUCGUCUCCUUACAAAAAUGUUAUCAUUUGCGAGAAGACGCCGGAGAGAGAUAGUGCCUCCCAGCUCUGCAAAGCGUUCUCGAAUCUCCUUUGA
Molecule: messenger RNA, 114 nt
Organism: Chondrus crispus (carragheen)
Lineage: Eukaryota; Rhodophyta; Florideophyceae; Gigartinales; Gigartinaceae
Exons: 1
Coding region: 1-114 (37 amino acids)
Source: RefSeq, a predicted model, not a curated record